CGGAGAUGAAUCACUUCCACAGUAAUCGAAUUUAUGAUUAUAAUACUGUGAUGCGUCUGUACCUGGAACAGCAGGCACAAUUCUAUGAAACGAUUGCACAGAAACUGAGGCAGGCUCUCAGUCGCUUUCCUAUGAUGUAG
Molecule: messenger RNA, 140 nt
Organism: Protobothrops mucrosquamatus (brown spotted pit viper)
Lineage: Eukaryota; Metazoa; Chordata; Lepidosauria; Squamata; Viperidae
Product: sorting nexin-9
Biological process (GO): cleavage furrow formation; endocytosis; plasma membrane tubulation
Cellular component (GO): cytoplasmic vesicle; plasma membrane
Molecular function (GO): phosphatidylinositol binding
Source: RefSeq, a predicted model, not a curated record